GAUGGUUCAUGCAACUACCAUAAGAUCAAAUGUGCAAGCCGGGUUAGAGUUCCAGCGAGAGAGGUGUGGGGACUGGGGACGCGAGCACUAAAAAGUUUCAGCUGCAAUCAUUGAGUGAAUGCGAGAAUGCCUUACAUCACACGACCAUCCCGGCAAUCUGAUUAUAAGAAAUUCCCGACUAGUUGCCCUAUCGUCAUCGAUAAUGGCGCUUCCAACUUCCGAAUUGGAUGGGCGGGAGAGUAUGAUCCUCGCCUUACUUUCAGAAACGUCGUUCAAAGGCCUCGCCACAAAACAACCGGUGAAACUGUCACAAUUGUUGGUGAUCAUGAUCCUGCAUUGAUGAGAUACUUCGAUUGCACUCGCUCAUCAUAUCGUUCAGCAUUUGAUAGCAAUGUUGUUUAUCAGUUUGAAAUAAUGGAAUAUAUUCUUGAUUUCGGGUUUGAGCGAAUGGGUGCCGAUGGAUCUCAGGUUGAGCAUCCUGUCCUGAUGACAGAAUGUGUAUGCAGUCCAGUCCAGUCUCGCAGCAAAAUGGCAGAACUUCUUUUUGAGACUUACGGGGUACCAUCAAUAGCUUUUGGUGUUGAUGCUGCAUUCAGCUACAAGUAUAACCAAGAACUUGGUCUUUGCAAUAAUGAUGGCCUUGCUAUUUGCUCAGGAUUUUCGACGAGCCAUGUUAUCCCAUUUGUAGAUGGUGAGCCCAUUUUUGAAGCGUGCUCCAGAACUAAUGUUGGUGGAUACCAUGUCACCGAUUACUUGAAACAACUUUUGUCACUUAAGCACCCAAAUCACAUGUCUAGCAUUACAUGGGAGAAGGUUGAAGAGCUGAAGAUGGAGCACUGUUAUGUAGCUCUGGACUAUGCCUCUGAAGCUAGAAUCUUUCAGAAAGGGGAAAAGGAAGCUGAAGAGAAAACAAGGCGUUGGCAGCUUCCUUGGGUGCCUCCAAUUGAAGAGUCACCAUCAGAAGAAGAAAUUGCCAGAAAGGCAGCUAUAAAGGAGAAACAAGGUCAGCGGCUGAGAGAAAUGGCUGCUGCAAAAAGAUAUUCUAGAAUAACGGAGUUGGAAAAUGAAUUGCAGGGUCUGGAAUUUCUUUUGCAGCAGCUUGAAAAUGUGGAAGAGGAUGAUGUUCCCUCUUUCCUGGUCGAGACUGGCUAUGGCUCCAAGCAGGAAAUUGAGUCUGCUGUUGUUAAGGUAACACAAUCUCUAAGAAAGGCAAAGGGAGAGCAAGUUGAAAUUGAGGAGAAACUGGAGCCUUCAAAUGCUGAGAAGUUUCCUCUUGUCAAUGUCCCUGACAAUGUGCUGUCCCCUGAGCAGCUGAAGGAGAAGAAGAAGCAGUUAUUUCUUAAGACCACAUCCGAAGGGCGGCAGCGAGCAAAACAGAAACGCUUUGAAGAGGAACAACAACGAGAAAGGCAAAAUCAACAAGACGAGGAAAAGCGUUUAGAGAACCCAGAGCUUUAUUUAGAACAACUACGUGCAAAACACAGAGAACUCUCUGAGAAAGUUGAGCAGCGGAAGCGGUUGAAGACAAAUGGGGCCCGUACAAAUGGGAAUCAUAAUUUUUCUGGAGGCGUUGGCCGUGGUGAGAGAUUGAAUGCUGCCCAAAAGGAAAGGAUGCGCCUUUUGACAACAGCAGCAUUUGAUCGAGGGAAGGGUGAGGAUACCUUUGGAGUCAGGGAUGAAGAUUGGCAACUCUACAAACUCAUGAGCAAGGAUAAUGAUGACGAUGACGAGGGGCAAGAUGAGGAUGAGGCUGAGCUUGUUCGUGUCACGUCUCGCCUGCAGGACAUUGAUCCAACAUUUGUUGCCAAGCCAGAAUCGAGUUCCUUUCAACCCAUUGCGGAGGUUCCACGCUACCGUCCUCUAACAAAGGAAGAUUUCCAGAUCACACUUGGGGUUGAAAGGUUCCGUUGUCCUGAAAUUCUUUUUCAGCCUAAUAUGAUUGGGAUUGACCAGGCAGGGUUGGAUGAGAUGACUGGGAUAUCAAUACAGAGGUUGCCCUCGAAGGGCAAUGGAAUAGAGGACAGAAUCACCAGUUCAGUCCUUGUGACUGGUGGGAGCUGUCUCUUCCCUGGUAUUGUUGAGCGCUUGGAAGCAGGCAUCCGGAAGAUUCGGCCCUUUGAGUCACCCAUAAGAGUGGUCAGGGCAUCAGAUCCAGUUCUUGAUGCAUGGAGAGGUGCCGCUGCUUAUGCUGCUGCUGCACAAUUCUCCUAUCAAACCUUUAGUAGGCAAGAUUAUUAUGAGAAGGGCGAAGAUUGGCUUCGGAGAUACCGAAUGAAGUACACAGUCUAACACAUGCUUUUGAAACAUGGAAUACUGGUGUCAACUCAAUUCAUGACUUGAAAAUUAUGCACAGAUGCUGGCUGUGUUAUCAAAUAUUUUCUAUUUUU
Molecule: messenger RNA, 2387 nt
Organism: Telopea speciosissima
Lineage: Eukaryota; Viridiplantae; Streptophyta; Magnoliopsida; Proteales; Proteaceae
Product: actin-related protein 5
Exons: 12
Coding region: 127-2289 (720 amino acids)
Biological process (GO): regulation of DNA-templated transcription
Cellular component (GO): cytoplasm; Ino80 complex
Source: RefSeq, a predicted model, not a curated record